Molecule: messenger RNA, 348 nt
Organism: Bacidia gigantensis
Lineage: Eukaryota; Fungi; Ascomycota; Lecanoromycetes; Lecanorales; Ramalinaceae
Exons: 1
Coding region: 1-348 (115 amino acids)
Source: RefSeq, a predicted model, not a curated record
AUGCGUAGCUGUCCAGCACGCCUCCCUUAUGGCGCAAAAUGGGAGCAAGCAAUUGUAGUUGCGUAUCCGAAGAAGGACGGUAAGGAAGCAAAGCCACCCGUGCCAGCGCCGCCGGAACCACCAAAGGUCUUUGUCAAUGCUCCGCAGACUGCGCCGUAUGAGCUUCAGGCUUCGUUUCAUCCGCCUAGGACGCCGGAGUUGGAAGCUGCCGAGAGACCAGUGGAACUGGAAGCUCCCCAGGGGAGGCCAAGGGCGAUUUCGGAGGUUUCGGCGCUGAGUGACUAUUCACAGGAGAAGGAGGCCGUGCCUGGUCCGCGGCAGAAUCAUCAAUCUUAUGCCAGGCGUUGA